Molecule: messenger RNA, 1062 nt
Organism: Lodderomyces margitis
Lineage: Eukaryota; Fungi; Ascomycota; Pichiomycetes; Serinales; Debaryomycetaceae
Gene: SIS1
Product: type II HSP40 co-chaperone
Exons: 1
Coding region: 1-1062 (353 amino acids)
Biological process (GO): translational initiation
Cellular component (GO): cytosol
Molecular function (GO): protein-folding chaperone binding
Source: RefSeq, a predicted model, not a curated record
AUGGUCAAAGAUACAAAACUUUAUAACUUGCUAGGUGUUGAGCCAACUGCGAAUGAAACAGAGAUUAAAAAGGGUUACAGGAAACAGGCAUUAAAAUAUCACCCUGAUAAACCAACAGGUGAUACUGAAAAGUUCAAAGAAAUAUCCGAAGCUUUUGAUAUUUUAUCCAAUGCAGAUAAGAGAGAAGUGUAUGACCAAUAUGGUCUAGAGGCAGCUAGAGGUAAUGCACCAGCAGCAGAUGCUGGUAAUCCAUUUGGAGGAGCCGGAGGUGCUGGUGCUGGUGGCUUCAACUUCGGAGGAGCAGGUGGAGGCGGUGGCUUUAGAUCAGCUGGUGGUGGCUUUUCACAAGCAGAUGCAUUCAACAUCUUCUCACAAAUGGGAGGCUUCGGUAUGGGAGAUGACGGUUUCACUUUCAGUCUGAGUGGAUUCGGAGGUGGUGCUGGUGGAUCUCCAUUUGGUGGCGGUGGGUUCAGAUCAGCCGGUGGUGGUGGUGGAAUGCCAGGUGGAUUUGGCGGACGUCAACAACCAAGGCCAGAACCAGACACUGUAUCAAUACAACUUCCAGUAUCAUUGGAGGACUUGUAUAAAGGUGCCACCAAGAAGAUGAAAAUCACCAGAAAAGAUUCCAGUGGAACCAGAGAACAGAAAGUGUUAGAGGUUAAUAUAAAACCGGGUUGGAAAUCCGGUACCAAAAUCAACUUUGCCAAUGAAGGUGAUUACCAGCCUGAAUGCGGUGCAAGGCAAACAAUACAAUUUGUUAUACAAGAAAAACCAAACCCAACAUUCAAGAGAGAUGGCAAUAACAUUAAAAUGAAUGUGCACUUAUCAUUUAAAGAGUCACUUUGUGGAUUUGAAAAAGAUGUAACCACAUUGGAUGGAAGAAGAAUUUCAUUAAGCAGAUCAAGUCCUGUGCAACCAAACUCAACUACCAACUACCCAGGUUUGGGAAUGCCAAUAAGUAAAAGCCCCGGUCAAAGAGGCGAUUUGGAAAUCACAUACAAAGUCGACUAUCCAUCAUCAUUGACACCAGUUCAAAAACAAGCCAUCUUGGAUAACUUUUAA